UGUUAAGAUACUUCGCUGGUCGAAACUAUCAUCUCUUUUGCAAGAAGCUCCCAGUCAUGCCUUCGAAUUCGUCCAAGGGAAAGGCUCCUGAGCUUAACCUAUCCACCUCACCUCCACUUUCUCCUCUGACUGAGAGAUCAGAGAGCCCAGAAAACCCUUUUCCUGAAGGAACUUUUCAGGCAAAUUCUUCUGCUGCAGGCCAGGACCUCACGGAAAGAUUGGCGGCCUUGAAGCAAACUCCAGAUCCCAGAGUUCCUCCUGAGAACACAAAUUCUUCUGUUGCUGGUUCAUCCUCAUCUCAAACAUCUGCAACGGCAAACCAGAAUUCAGCGCCUGGAGGUAUUCCUGAAGAUGGGGAUACAAACGAGGAGGAGUGGAAUGAUGACAUGCUCGAUGAUAUAAUACCUGACGAAGAGAUUGACAAUGAUGACUCUCUAACAGAAGAAGAGAAAGAAGAAAAGAAGAAACUUUCUCAGAGAGCUGAAGCCCUUUUCAAAUCAGAUACUUGUGACAAGAGGGCGGACAAGGAUUUCCUUCCAGGAUUGAAUGUUUCCUACUUUGACCGAAUUCACAUUGCCAACUGCAUGUACCGUGCUGAUGAGAAUGACUACUAUCAACUUCUUGGGCUCCCUCACGACGCGACAGAAGAAAUGGCGGCUUGGAGCAUCAAGAAACUUGACAUGAUAUUGGACGUUCCUACCUGCUCCAAUGAAGCUGAAUUUAGGGUUGUUGCAAAGGCCAAAGAGAAGUUGGCAACCAUUACAGCCAAGGUCAUCGAAACCAGAGCGGGCAUUGCAAAUGAGCUUGAAAGAGUGCAGAUACAACACCUGGGAGAGCCAUUGGUGAAAGCGCAUCGAGAUGCACAUAUGAAGGCGACCACUCCCUUAAAAAGACUUUAUACUGCAUUCCAGCGUGGUGAAAUGAUCAUAGGUGGUGUUCACAAUCUAGAAAAGCCAAGCACAAUGGUUCUUGCGCAACUGGACGCUAUCGAGAGAAUCAACCAAUCUCUGACGCAAUGGAACAGUGAACGAGGCUUGACCUCGACUUUUGGAACGAUUGAAAUCUCGAAACUACAGGCUGUCUGGAAACGUGUGAAGGAAGGCGGGUCUACAGAUAACAUACAGCUCCCCAAUACAUAUCCUUUAGGCUGGACGAAGCUACCUCCGCAAGCAGAAUACACAUAUGCUGACGAUGCCGUUGAGAAGUAUUGGAUACCGGCCUGGAACCAUGUCACAGCAGCUGCUCAGAAUCUUUGGAGAGCUUACCGUGAUAAUGGGGAUGUUGAUGCAGCCCGGAGAGAACUGGAGACCAAGUGUUCCGAUACAUGGCCUGAAAUUCAGAGAUUGAAUAAGGAGAACAAACAGCUUCUCUAUGCUCAUGGACUGGAUUCCCAAGUCAUUGAUAUGAUAUACCUGAGGCUAUUCACUGCAUACACGCAAGGUGACCGCGUCGCUUAUGACAAUCUCAAGAGAGUUCAGGAGAAUUGGCUGGAGUCCAACGGCUUGGAACCAGUAUGGUGUCCUGAUUAUCCUGAAGUGCCAUAUCAGCAACCAAACCAGAACCCUCCACCUCCUGAAAACCAGAGCCUUCCACCUCCUGAAAACCACCCCUCACCUCCGGGAAACCAGAACCCUUCACCCCCCGAAAACCAGAACUCUUCACCUCCCGAAAACCAGAGCCUUCCACCUCCCGAAAACCAGAACCCCUCGCCUCCCGAAAACCACCCCUCACCUCUGGGAAACCAGGCCCCCCAACCUCCUCGAGACCAGACUCCCCCACCUCCCAGAGACCAGACUCCCCCACCUCCCGGAGACCAGACUCCCCAACCUCCUGGAGACCAGAUUCCUUCACCUCCUGGAAACCAGACCUUCUCACCUCCCAGAGACCAGAAUCCUCCAGGCCUCAGAGACAGAACACCUCCGCCUCAUGGUUGCCCUAGCAGUGGUCUCAGUGAAGUAGUCAGAGUGGUCAUAUGCAAGAUGCACACUGCCCACACUGCAGCAGGAGAAAAAAUCAUCUGGAUGCAGAUGUACAGAAAUAACAGUCAUGCUGUGGUUGAAACUGGAGAUGGUGGCCAUGUGCUUCACACACAGUCAGAAGCCGGAGGGCGAACAGUUCUUGAGGCAGCAGAGAGAGUAGAAACCCCAAAGAUGAGUGGCCCUAAUGAGUGA
Blastomyces dermatitidis ER-3 is the source of this 2171-nucleotide messenger RNA. RefSeq lists its product as uncharacterized. NCBI's taxonomy places the organism in Eukaryota, Fungi, Ascomycota, Eurotiomycetes, Onygenales, Ajellomycetaceae. Bases 57 to 2171 code for a protein of 704 amino acids. The transcript is spliced from 4 exons. The record is from RefSeq and is a predicted model, not a curated record.